UACACGACUACGAUGGUAGACAAUUUUAUUGAAGUGCCACCUAGUGAAAAUUACUUAAAAUAUGUUCCGACACAAACGCAGACAACUGUUCGUUCCAUCAUCGACCCUCGCGGCGUGCUUACGUUAUUUCACGUACGCGCAACGCUCAACGAACUCGCCUCCAACGAGUUGCUAUGGAUAUGAGUAUUUAUGCGGAUACCACAACAAUACGAAAAUCCAUAGAGUGGUGUACCAUUGCAUUCGGGUUAAGUCGACGCGAACAAUACGCGUGUUUAUCUGUCGGAUUGAAACACUCGUAGAAAUAAUUACCCGUGAACUAAUUAUAAGUCGUAGGUUGAACACAUUAAAAAUAUGAUACUAUCACGUGUAAAACCUGCGGUAGAACCGCAACCAGAGAAAGCUCAACCGACGAGCCAUAAGGUAAAUGCCAAGGAUUUCAUCGAAAAAAGGGACUACACUGGAGCUUUGACAGUUUUAAAAUUUGAAUUAGAAAAAUUGAAAGAAGACGUGGAUUUAGAACAAUGGCUUGCGUAUUGCUAUUUUCAUUUAGGCGAUUACAAUAACGCAAUGUUAAUUUACAAAAACCUUAGCGAAUUUUCAAAACCAAAACAUGUAUAUGUUAAUUUAGCAUGUUGCUAUUUCUACUUGGGCAUGUACCCGGAAGCUGUUGAAGCAUUAGAAAAGUCCGAAAUAUCGGACGUAAAAACUCGAUUACAAUUUCAUUUGGCACAUAAACAAGGCGAUGAAAAAAAGCUUAUGGAGUAUCAUGAAAUUUUAGCGGAUGUGGUUGAAGACCAACUGUCGCUAGCGGCUAUACAUUAUCUCAGAUCACAUUAUCAAGAGGCAAUUGAUAUUUAUAAAAAGUUGAUAAUUAAUAAUCGGAAUUUUUUAGCAUUGAAUGUUUACAUGGCUCUUUGUUAUUACAAAUUAGACUUUUAUGAUGUCUCUCAAGAAAUUUUAGAUGUAUAUAUUAAAAAAUAUCCAGAUUCCAUGAUUUUAACUAAUUUGAAAGCUUGUAAUUUAUACAAAUUAUAUGAUGGAAAAGCAGCUGAGGCAGAGUUAAAAAACCUUAUAGCAAGAAGAUCGUUGACAUUUAAAUUUUGUGAAGAUUUAAUCAGACACAAUAUGGUUGUGUUUCGUGAAGGAGAAGGUGCAUUACAAAUCUUACCGGGUCUUAUUGAUAUUCUUCCAGAAGCUCGUCUUAAUUUAGUCAUAUAUUAUUUGAGACAAGGUGUAAAUGAAGAAGCAUAUGAGUUAAUUAAAGAUUUAGAACCUGCCAUUCCGCAGGAAUAUGUUUUGAAAGCUAUUGUUAAUGUGGUCGUUGGUCAAGAAAAAGGAGAUGCAAAGCAAAUUGAGAAUGGACAGAGUUUAUUCAAUAUGGUAGGAAGUAGUUCUAGUGAAUGUGAUACAAUACCAGGUCGACAAUGUAUGGCUUCAUCCCUAUUUUUAGAAGGACGUUAUGAUGAAGUUAGCUUAUAUUUGAGUUCAAUAAAAAGUUAUUUUUCAAAUGAUGAUAGUUUUAAUUUUAAUUUUGCUCAGGUUAAAUUAGCUUUAGGUGAGUAUAAGGAAGCUGAAGAAAUGUAUUUGCAAGUUAAAAAUACAAAAAUACAAGAGAGUUUUAUUUUUAUUAAUCAUUUAACACAUUGCUUUAUUAUGAAUAAAAAACCACAAUCAGCAUGGGAUUUAUAUUUGAAAAUGGAAAAUUCACAAGAUUCAUUAAUAAUUUUACAAUCUAUUGCAAAUGACUGUUAUAAAACUAAUCAAUUUUGGCAAUCAGCUAAAGCUUUUGAUAUGCUUGAAAGGUUGGAUUUGUUGCCUGAGUAUUGGGAAGGAAAACGUGGUGCUUGUGCGGGUAUAUUUCAACAAAUUGUUCUUGGCAAUCAACCAAAGGAUCUAAUAGCCGAUGUUAUUCAAUUAUUAAGAAAUUCUGCAAAUUCUCAAGUCGAACAAAUUAUUAAAAUGAUGAAGAAAUGGGCAAAAAAUAACAAAGUAGUUGUUUAGGUGUAUCAAUUGGUAUGUAUAAUAUAUGUAUCCGUCAUAGAUACAAGACUUUGAUUUACAGUUGAAUAGUCGAACCUCUAUUCCCCUUAUUAUAUAUAUAUAUAAUAAGUAUUGUAUAUUCAAUAUUGUAUUUUAGUGACCAACAUAGCCUUGCACAGACUUCAACUUCCGGUCAAGCAUGGAUACAAUUAGUGCCCCCAUACUUAGACAGUGCUCUUAAUUUUUCUCUAACACUUCAACGUAGUAGAUCUGUUGUAAAUUAAAAACAAUAUAGUAUUUAUAUCUAUACAUAGAAUCAAGUAUUAUAUUGCUAA
Molecule: messenger RNA, 2315 nt
Organism: Sipha flava (yellow sugarcane aphid)
Lineage: Eukaryota; Metazoa; Arthropoda; Insecta; Hemiptera; Aphididae
Gene: Ttc26
Product: intraflagellar transport protein 56
Exons: 10
Coding region: 352-2001 (549 amino acids)
Biological process (GO): intraciliary anterograde transport; intraciliary transport involved in cilium assembly
Cellular component (GO): ciliary basal body; ciliary base; intraciliary transport particle B
Molecular function (GO): intraciliary transport particle B binding; protein binding
Source: RefSeq, a predicted model, not a curated record